AUGAAAUUACCUUCGACAACAGUGCGUCUUUUAUUGCAACAUGUACAUUGGGAUGAACAAAGACUCAUGGAACAAUUUUUUGAUCCAGAUUAUCAAGAAAAGCUUUUUCGUGACGCAAAUAUUGUUAAUCCAUUCAAGCAGUCACCUAAUGUUGAUGGUGUCGAUGGUUUAAAAAGACAAUUAUCAUCAUCUCCUCUUCACUCUUUUCGUCGUCAAGGUUUGACACCAUCAACACCAACAACACCAUCAACACCAUCACCCAUGAUAAUGACACCACCGUCAUCACCAUUAAUAAAUUUAAAUCCAGUGAAACCAAUUAUCGAACAGACCUGUGCCAUAUGUUGCUUGACGAAAUCAUCCAAUGAAAUGGGUGGUCUUAAAUGUGGCCAUGUCUUCUGUAUUGAAUGUUGGCAGCAUUAUCUAAUUAGCAAAAUUAUGGAUGAAGGUAUCAGUGAAACAAUUUCAUGUCCGGCGAAAUGCAAUAUUCGAGUCGACGACAUAACUGUUCUCCAUAUCAUUGAAUCGCAGGAUGUACGUAGCAAAUAUCAGUACUUAAUUACAAAUUCGUUUGUACAAUGUAAUCGAAAAAUGCGCUGGUGUCCAGGAAAGAACUGUAAAAAUGCAAUCAAAGCAUUAUUAUCUUCGGGUGUGACUACGGUUACAUGCACUUGUCACACAUCUUUCUGUUUUCAAUGCGGUGACGAUGGACAUGAGCCAAUAAAAUGUGAAUGGUUAAGAAGAUGGCAUAAAAAGUGUCAAGAUGACGGUGAAACAAGUAAUUGGAUUGCUGCUAAUACGAAAGAUGCUAUUUUUGAAAUGAAUCAAGCCGAUUUACAACAUGCUACUGAAGAAUUGAGUGAUUUGUUGGAAAGAGAUGUAACGCUCACAAAAGAUAAUUUGAUUCAGAUGAGACAAAAGAUUCAAGAUAAAUAUCGCUAUUGUGAAGAUCGUCGUAAAGUUCUUGUGGAGUCUGUUAUAGAUGGUUACAAUAAAGAUUCUUGGUAA
This is a messenger RNA of Rotaria sp. Silwood2, 1005 nucleotides long. NCBI's taxonomy places the organism in Eukaryota, Metazoa, Rotifera, Eurotatoria, Philodinida, Philodinidae. The record is from the annotation of a GenBank genome assembly.